AUGGCUAAAUCAUCAUCUAAACAAGUUAAAGAUAUUAAAAAGAAAGAUUCUAAGAAGGUUAAAGAACCAGAACCAGAAAGUUCAAGUUCUAGUGACUCUUCAUCCAGUGAAUCAUCAAGUGACGAUUCAUCAAGUGAAGAAGAAAAAUCUUCAGAUGAUAGCUCAGACAGUGAAUCUGAUUCAGAUUCAUCUGACGAAGAAGAAGAAGAAAAGAAAGAAGAAAAGAAAGAUUCAAGUGAUAGUUCUGAUUCCGACUCUGAUUCUGAUUCAUCCGAUGAAGAAGAAGAAAAGAAGGAAGAAAAGAAAGACUCUUCUGAUUCCGACUCAGACUCAGACUCAGACUCAGACUCAGACUCAGACUCAGACUCAGACUCAGACUCAGACUCAGACUCAGAUUCUGAUUCUGAAGAAGAAAAGAAAGAAGAAAAGAAAGCUUCAUCUGACUCUGAUAGUGAUUCAUCAUCAUCAGAUUCAGACUCAUCCGAUUCAGACUCUGAUUCAGAAUCCGAAGAAGAAGAAAAACCUGUUGAAAAGAAAAGAAAAUCCGAAAGUGAUGAAGAAUUCCAAACUGCUGAUGAAGAACCAUCACCAAAGAAACAAAGAACUGAUGAAGAAACCGGUACUUUAUUCGUUGGUAGAUUAUCAUGGAAUGUUGAUGACGAAUGGUUAAAGAGAGAAUUCGAAAGUUUACCAGGUGUUACUGGUGCUAGAGUUAUUUUCGAAAGAGCUACUGGUAAAUCAAGAGGUUACGGAUACGUUGAUUUCGAAACCAAAUCUCAAGCUGAAAAAGCCUUACAAGAAUUCCAAGGUAGAGAAAUUGAUGGAAGACCAGUUAAUUUAGAUAUGUCAACCUCAAAACCUCAAACUCCAAACAGAAAUGAUAGAGCUCAAAAAUUCGGUGAUGUCCCAUCUCAACCAUCUGAUACUAUUUUCAUUGGUAACUUAAGUUUCCAAGCUGAUAGAGAUAACAUCAGAAAUGCAUUUGCUGAAUACGGUAAUGUUAUUUCAUGUAGAAUCCCAACUCACCCAGAUACUCAACAACCAAAAGGUUUCGGAUAUGUUCAAUUCUCAUCAGUUGAAGAAGCUCAAACUGCUUUAAACGCUUUAAACGGUGAAUAUAUCGAAGGUAGACCAUGUAGAUUAGAUUUCUCCACUCCAAAAGAACCAUCUCAAGGUGGAUCUCGUGGUGGAUUUGGUGGUCGUGGUGGCCGUGGUGGUUUCGGUGGCCGUGGUGGAUUUGGUGGUAGAUCAGCAUCAAACUCUCCAAGACCUCAAACUCCAAGAAAUGAAUUUAAAGGUACUAAAAAAACAUUUGAUUAG
Molecule: messenger RNA, 1320 nt
Organism: Yamadazyma jaroonii
Lineage: Eukaryota; Fungi; Ascomycota; Pichiomycetes; Serinales; Debaryomycetaceae
Source: the annotation of a GenBank genome assembly